AUGCUACUUUCACCUCGCUACUCGUCUGUCCAGGUACAGGUGUUUGGUGAUACACAUGGCAACUAUGUUUAUCUGUGGGAGCGUGACUGUUCCAUCCAACGUCGUCACCAGAAGAUUAUAGAGGAGGCUCCCGCACCAGGACUCACUUGGGAGACACGGAAGGCAAUUGGCGAAGCUGCCGUCCGCGCUGCCGGCGCCGUCAAAUAUACAGGCGCCGGGACUGUCGAGUUUGUCAUGGAUUCUAUGCAAAAGUUUUUUUUCAUGGAGAUGAAUACCCGACUACAGGUUGGUUAA
Messenger RNA from Protopolystoma xenopodis, 294 nucleotides. The record is from the annotation of a GenBank genome assembly. NCBI's taxonomy places the organism in Eukaryota, Metazoa, Platyhelminthes, Monogenea, Polystomatidea, Polystomatidae.